Molecule: messenger RNA, 2472 nt
Organism: Xenia sp. Carnegie-2017
Lineage: Eukaryota; Metazoa; Cnidaria; Anthozoa; Malacalcyonacea; Xeniidae
Exons: 10
Coding region: 731-2200 (489 amino acids)
Biological process (GO): cell redox homeostasis; intracellular signal transduction
Molecular function (GO): electron transfer activity
Source: RefSeq, a predicted model, not a curated record
CAAACGCUGUUUGGAAAAUAUGCCAGAAUAAGUUUCUCAAUGUUUUCUUUGAAGAAAGAAAAGGUUGGUAUUUUUUUGGACAAAUGCACAAGAAUUUACUCAUCUCUUCAUAAUAAUAUAGCAAGAAAGUAAUUAGACAAAAUAUUACAACAUAAAUUUUUUAUUAUCAGUGGCAUGCUGGGAACAACUUUUAUGCAGAUACCAGUUGGUUGAAAAUGUGCUACCAAGCACUGCAGGUAUGAGUAGUCCUAAGGAGGGUCCAGGGGACAUGGCUCCCCAUUCCCCUGCCAGCAUGCCACUGUUAUAGUUUUUAGCAAUUUUACACCGAUUUAGGAUUUUUCUCUGCCAUACAAUUAGCCAAUCACAUUCAAGUGUCAUCCUGCAACAUUAUAAUAAUUAUUAUUAUUUUAAUAAAUCGUAUGCGUAAAUUGUGUUUCCUUGUAUAUAUGGCCAAUGGUCGAAUGAACAUUUGAGCAAUGUUAUGCUUAUUUUGUUUCAAUAAACAAAGAUAGCUUUUGAAACGAGUUAAAGUUUAAUCAUAUCAUCUCCUGAAGAAAAAGGUGAAAGUUGACAAAAGUAUGCUUGGUGUGGCUUGGACCACCUGUGAAUAUGCUAAAUACGUAAAACAUGACGAACGCGAGAAAAUCUUUAUUAAUUAUGUAACUUCAUUUUUAAUUUUGUGGCAAGCAACUGGAAAAAGUUUCUCGUCGAAGUUGCUUUAGUGCUCAGCAUGAAAGGCAGAAUAACUAUUUAUACCAUUACUGGUUGUCCAUUUUGUACUCAAGCGAAGAACAAACUUCGUGUGCUCGGUUUGGAGUUUGUUGAAAUCAAUUUGGAUGUUUAUAAAACCAGACGAAAAGACAUGAAGCAGAGAACUGGUCGCAAAACAGUGCCUCAAAUAUUCUUUAACGCAGAGCACGUCGGAGGAUUUUCUGAUUUCGAUUCAUUGACAAAAGAAAGCCUUGAUCAAUUGAUAAAGCUUGUGAAUGAAAAUGAGGCUUUGGAUGAUGCUCCACCUUUGCCAGAGGGGCCUGAAGACAAGGAGGGUUUCGAAGUAUCAGAAUUUACCUGUGAACUUGAUGAGUAUGCUGAACUGGUAAAACAGAUAAAAGCUAGUGGGAUUGUUAAAAGUAAUGGAAGUUUUCUUUGGUCGUACAAGAACACUUUCAAAGGAAAGGAGCUUGUGGAUUGGUUGGUCAGUUCUAAAGAAGUUGAUCGAACAAGAGGUGUAGCAAUGGCCCAGAAUCUGUUGGAAAAGCAUUUCGCCCAUCACGUAAAAAAAGACUUAACCGAAUUUCAUGAUGAUGAAAAACUGUAUCGAUUUCUUGAAGACGAUGAAAGCAAUGCCCUUAAUGCUGAUGUCGCCUCAGAUUGUGAACCAAGACCUGCUGCCGUAGUUGGGGAAUCAUUGAGAAAAUUCAUUCUCCAACUUUAUGCAAAAUAUCUGUCGAAAGAUGGCAAGGGCGUUGAUUACACGGCUAUGAAGUACAGCUCAGAGUUCAAAGCGUACGUGAAUCAUACUGCUGAGUUGAAGAGAGUUCAACUUGAAGAAUUGACCAAAGAAGAGAAGUUGGCUUUCUUUAUCAACACUUACAAUGCUCUUGUCAUUCAUGCAAAUGUCGUAAAUGGACCCCCCGUCAGCUUAAUGCAGAGAUAUAGGUUCUUCAACGUUGUUAGUUACAUUAUCGGUGGGCACAAGUAUUCGCUGCACGAGAUCGAAAGUGGAAUAUUGCGGGCCAAUCGCAGGCCGGUCGCGUCAUUCUUCCGGCCUUUCUCGAAAACGGAUCCUCGUUUAGCGUUCGCUCUACAGGAGCCCGAGCCGUUGAUACAUUUCGCUUUGGUAUGCGGUGCGAAAAGCUGCCCUCCCAUCAAGACAUACACACCACAGGACAUUUACGAAGAAAUGAAAUUGGCAGGAGAAGCGUUUCUCGAGGGACGAUGGCUGUCAAAUCAUUCCGGAAAAAGAGAGGUCAAGCUAAGCAUGAUAUUCAAAUGGUACAAAGAAGAUUUCGGCUAUGACAAAAAUGAGGUAGCGUUGUUGUCAGAUUGCUUGGAACUGAAAGGCAUUAAAAAGGUAGUACUAUGGGUUUACGAUCACAUGGGCGAGUGUCAAAAAAAGAAAGAUCUUGCCGAACUGCUUGUAACUGGUGAUUUCAAACUCACCCACAUGUCUUACAACUGGAGCUUGAACUCAAAAUAAGACACAAACGAAAAAAUAGGUGUUCCGUACGUACACCAUAAAUAUACUUAUUAUGUAAUUUUAAGCUUCGCAAGGUUUAAUUCGUGUUCCUGCAAUAUGUAUAUGAGUAGACGUUAAGAAGGAUAUAACUUCGGAAAGGAUACUUAACACAGCUAUAACUGCCUUGGGUAUUAAUCACUUCCAACGAUUUUGUAAACUUAAUCUUUUUUACGCAGUAUUAUGCCGCAUGUAGUUCUAUAAGAAAUGUGAAGCACUUUUUUCGUUUGUCGAAA